Molecule: messenger RNA, 813 nt
Organism: Meira miltonrushii
Lineage: Eukaryota; Fungi; Basidiomycota; Exobasidiomycetes; Exobasidiales; Brachybasidiaceae
Product: acid phosphatase/Vanadium-dependent haloperoxidase
Exons: 1
Biological process (GO): phospholipid metabolic process
Molecular function (GO): phosphatidate phosphatase activity
Source: RefSeq, a predicted model, not a curated record
UAUGACGAAAUGCGAUGGACAACAAGAGAUCAUGAUAAAACAACGGCAACAAAACGUUGGGAAUUAAUCGUUUCUUAUGCGCCAGAUUGGGUACUUACCGUUCUUACUGCCGGUCUCUUACAGAUCAUAAACAACGUUUAUGGUUUCAGACGGGAAUUCUCCUUGACCGAUACAAGUAUUCAACAUACCUAUGCAACUCAUGAACGGGUCAGCGUUGGACUCUUGGCAGUCUUGGCUUUCGUUAUCCCUCUUGUGAUCAUGGCCGUUGUUUCUUUGGGCAUCAGUAGAAGUGUUUGGGAUUUUCAUGCUGGCUUUCUUGGUCUGGUUGUUGCACAUGCUUUCACACUUACUGCAACCACGAUUAUCAAAGUAUGCGUCGGAAGACCAAGACCGGACUUUAUCGAUCGUUGUCAACCUAGAGCGGGAAGCGUAAAUGCAUCUCCCUAUGGCUUAGCAACACAAGCAGUUUGUACGACAGACGUCACCUCCCACUUAAUCCAAGAUGGUUUCCGAUCUUUCCCUUCAGGACAUUCCAGUACUGCAUUUGCAGGUUUGACCUUUUUGACUUUAUGGUUCGCAGGCAAAUUCCACCUCUGGCAACGUGGAAGAGGAAACGCUUUCGCUUCUUGGAUCUUGUUCAUUCCUAUGUUAGGAGCCACUUUGAUCGCCGUUUCAAGAACGAUGGAUUAUCGUCAUCAUGCCACAGACGUUAUCGCAGGUGGUAUUCUCGGUUUCGUGAUCGCUUUAUCGGCUUAUCACAACUAUUAUCCUCCCUUGUGGCAUUAUCAAAGUCAUAAACCUUGGACGCCAAGA